UGCAAUACAAAACACAAGGUCGGUGCUUGGUAAAUUUGUACAGUUUCCGCGCACUACCACCACCAUACUAAUAGACUGUUAAAGUAUUUCAUUUGUUGUUUAAAAUGGAUAACAGCGAGGAUGAGCUGGAAGAAAAUGAAGCCGUGUGGAAGAACAGUUUCGUGGAUUCAGUUCCUCUCAGCCUUGCUGCUGCUCCUGGUCCAAGCCUCAGUAAGACAUCGCCACCUGCAGACAGAGUCAUUCUGCAUUUUGACCUGGACUGCUUCUACGCUCAGGUGGAAAUGAUCAGAAACCCAGCACUGAGAGAGGUCCCUUUAGGCAUUCAGCAGAAAUACAUCAUAGUCACCUGUAACUAUGUGGCAAGGGAGCAAGGUCUCACCAAGCUGAUGUCUGUGACUGAUGCUAAAGAGAAAUGUCCUCAGCUGGUGCUGGUUAAUGGAGAAGACUUGACACACUACAGAGAAAUGUCCUAUAAAGUGACAGAGCUGCUGAUAUCCUACUGUCCACUGGUAGAAAGGCUUGGAUUUGACGAAAACUUCAUGGACGUCACAGAGAUGGUAGAAAGAAGGCUAGCACAGACUCUGGAGUCUAAUACUUUUUCAUUCAAAGGACACGUCUACAAUCAACGCAGUGCAGAAGUUAAAGCCAGUGACUACCUGAGGCUGGCUUUGGGUUCACACAUUGCAGCAGAGCUGAGAGAAGCCAUCUAUACCAAACUGGGCCUGACUGGCUGUGCUGGCAUCGCCACAAACAAGCUGCUGGCCAAACUGGUGUCAGGCACCUUUAAACCCAAUCAGCAAACCACCUUGCUGCCGGAGAACAUCAGAGACAUCAUGGGCCACCUGAGCAGUCUCCGUAAAGUACCAGGGGUGGGUCAUCAAACUGCUAAGAGACUUCAAGCCCUGGGGUUGGUCACUGUGAAAGACCUACAGCUCUUCCCACUGACUGACUUGGUGAGAGAGUUUGGAGGUCCCCCUGCUCAGCGCUUGAAGAACCUGGCCCUUGGCGUUGAUGACUCACCUGUUACCCCUACAGGGGCUCCUCAGUCUCUCAGCGAUGAAGACUCCUUCAAAAAAAUGUCAUCAACUAAAGACGUUUUGGAAAAGAUUCAUCAGCUCUUGAGCAGCCUGGUGGAGAGGAUGCACAGAGACGGCAGGCAGCCUCAAACCUUCCGGCUUACCAUCCGUAGAUUCUCAGCAACCAACAAGUGGUUCAGUCGUGAGAGCCGACAGUGUCCGAUUCCCAGCCACAUAGGACAGAAGAUCGCCGCUGGCAGCAGUGAUGAUGCUGUGGUCCAGCUGCUCCCGUUGGCCAUGAAGCUCUUCCACAAGAUGGUGGACAGCAGCAUCACCUUCCACCUCACCCUCAUUAACGUUUGCUUUAGUAACCUGCAAACCAGGAGAGCUGUCAGCGGCGGAAAGGGCUGCAUAACAUCUUUCUUCAGAGCGUCUCCCAGAAAAAUACAAAUCUUGUCAUCACAAAGCCAGGGUGAUUCCUCUCACAGUGUGGAUGGUCACUGCACAGACCACCAGUUCAGCACACAUGGCAUGGCUGCUCAACAUCUCUCACUAAAGACAGUAACCACAAAAAGCCCUCGUAGCUCAGAGGCAGCACUCCAUGGGUUCAAAUGGAAACAGAGCACUGUUGUUGCUGAAGAAGAGAAUCAAAAAGCAUCCUGCUGCACAACGGGGUCAGAUCCGGGUGAAACAAAUGACACUGUGACACAUCAGUUGCCUGCAAAUAUUGACCCCAAGGUGUUCAAGCUUCUCCCUGAGGAAAUCCAGAAAGAGCUGCUUUCUCCUGCCUACGUAAACUGCCUUCUCAGCACUUCAGACUCACAAAAUAUUAAAGAUGUAACAGCAGCUGCAAAUGAAUUGGAGCCUUCUGACAGAGUGAGUGCUGUAAAUCACCAGCAACCUGCAGGCACAAGUGCGUUUCCAGUAGAAAACGUCUUGGAAGAAGAGAAACUGUCAUUCCCCCAGAGUUCUGACUGUGAGUUCCCGGGAAAUGUGGACCCUAAAGUGUUUUCCGAGCUUCCACUGGAUGUUCGAAUGGAGUUGAUGUCUGAAUGGAAGCAGCAGAAGCCAGUCCUAAAGGCCCCUUUUUCCAGGAAACCAGUGAGAAGCUUGAUAACCAAAGAGAGAAAUGCUUUAGGAAAAGGCAGUCAGACAAACAGUUUGUUGAAGUAUUUCAAACGGAGUUAGAAUGACAGAGGCAGGACAUAUUACUGUUCUUAAAGAAAAUAUUUUAUAUUUUUGUUGAGUUGUUCUCAUGUGAUUAUAUACAGGGAUUGAACACAAUAAAAACAACAUUUAACAGUACCCCACAACACAGCAUGUAUUGGGCCGCAUAUUCCUGACCUCCGGCUGUCCAGCCUAAAGUUUGUCCUACAGUACAUGUCUAAACCCAACCCAGACACAAACAUAAUUUCUAAAUUUAUAUCUGAACCCGGCCUGAACCCUCUGGUACCGAUAGGUCCCAUUGGGCUCAGUUCAAAUAUCCACACUCUACCCCACAAUAGC
Monopterus albus (swamp eel) is the source of this 2522-nucleotide messenger RNA. RefSeq names its product polymerase (DNA directed) iota (gene poli). Gene Ontology annotation, molecular function: damaged DNA binding; DNA-directed DNA polymerase activity. Bases 105 to 2204 code for a protein of 699 amino acids. The record is from RefSeq and is a predicted model, not a curated record. NCBI's taxonomy places the organism in Eukaryota, Metazoa, Chordata, Actinopteri, Synbranchiformes, Synbranchidae. Gene Ontology annotation, biological process: translesion synthesis. The transcript has 10 exons.